This is a messenger RNA of Saccharomycodes ludwigii, 603 nucleotides long. It is a transcript of the gene ATG10, whose product is annotated as E2-like conjugating enzyme. The record is from RefSeq and is a predicted model, not a curated record. The transcript has a single exon. Bases 1 to 603 code for a protein of 200 amino acids. Lineage: Eukaryota; Fungi; Ascomycota; Saccharomycetes; Saccharomycodales; Saccharomycodaceae.
AUGCCUAUCACAUUUACUGACUAUUACCAACAAUUACCAAAACUACGUAACUUUUUAAGAACACAUUGUAAUAAAAUCAUAUAUUUCAACUCAUAUGAAGAACUUCCACACUUGAAUCAGCAAAGUUUUAGAGCUAUCAGCAAUGACUUGGAAAGACAUUUUAAUUAUCCACUAGAUUCUAUAAUUGAUUUUCAAGUUAAGAUCAUACCCAUUAAUAAUGGUGAGGUUAAUAUAUCAAAAGAGUAUAUCUUACGUGGUGUAAUUAAAUACAAUGAAGAAUAUAUGCAACCAUGUUUUAUAUUUAGAUUAACAAAAGAAGAAGAAAUAGGAUGUGGACAUAGUAGCAAAACUAUUAUAUCUACAAUCAAUAUUAAUGAGAUAUAUAGGGUCGCAUCUAAAAAUGGAUAUGAAUUUCCUAUUAUGUCGGAUUUAGUUUCAUUGCCAUUUGCUUCAGAUGAUUAUAGUAUUUGGGAAGUUGUUCAUUCAUGCGAUAUUGAUAUGGUGGUUAAUGGUAAUGAUGAUAAUAUUGGUGAAUAUUUGCAAAGAUGGUGCAGCGUAUACAUUUUUAAACUUUUCGAAUCUUUUUGUUUUCUCUCGGCUUAA